Messenger RNA from Chironomus riparius, 2235 nucleotides. The record is from the annotation of a GenBank genome assembly. Lineage: Eukaryota; Metazoa; Arthropoda; Insecta; Diptera; Chironomidae.
UUUUGAGCUGCUAUCAGGAAAUAAAAAUUUGCUCGUCAAACUGUAUUUUUCUUUUCUUAAAUAAUAAAAAUUGAUUUUAUUAGCUUUACAUGAAUGAAUAGCUGAAUAGUUUAAGUUAAAUAGUCAAUUUUAGUAAAUGUGUUAAUAAUUUUUAAAAGAGUGCAUUUAUUCUACUAAGUCUAUAUACGUGGUAAAAAUGUCCAUAAAUCAAAAUAACAAAAUUUUAAACAAGUGAGAACAGGCUAGAGCAGGAAAUAUCAACAAAGAAAUUAAGUCAUUGAUUUUGUGCACAUAUUUUAUUGCUAAGUAGCUUGCAGAAACGGAAUUCUCUCAAUUGAUCGCAUUCUGUGUACAUUUAACGUGAGUGAACCACAAAUGCAGGAUGGCAUAUUUAACUCCGGAAUCUGAAUCUUCACCGACAACUGAUCUCUCAUGGACACAAUUAAUAACGGAGCGACAAAAGCCGACUAUAGUUAGGAUAGAAGAAAAACCCAAAGAAAUAAAUCCUGAAGAAGUGCAAUUAAAUGGAAAUACGACUGAAAAUGGACGAAGGCCUCCACGUGAGCGGCGAGAAUCAAUUUUAGGAAAAUUUAAUAGGCAUUUAAGGAUGUCUUUAAAGGCAGUUUCAGAGUCACCAGGACCUCUGACUAGGUAUAGACAGACGAGAUUUUCAUCUAGAAGAGUACGAAAGCGAGUAAUAUUUAAGCAUGGAGAUGUUAAUGUCGUUCAAGGAAAUGUAGCUAAAAGACGUAGACGAUAUUUGCAGGAUAUAUUUACUACAUUAGUUGAUAUUCAAUGGCGUUGGACAAUACUAGUUUUCGCAAUGAAUUUUAUUUUAUCAUGGCUGUUUUUGGGCGUUGUGUGGUAUUUAAUUGCAUAUGCACACGGUGACAUUGAAUUUUUUAAUAAGUCUGAAGAGGAGCAAGAAGCAUAUCAGAAGAGUCUUAAUAUAUCCUCAUACACACCUUGUGUCACCCAAAUUCAUUCUUUUCUCUCAGCUUUUCUGUUCUCAUUAGAAACACAGCAUACCAUUGGUUACGGCCAUAGGUAUGUAACUGAGCAAUGUCCAGAAGCCAUUUUUAUGCUUUGUCUACAAAGUAUUAUGGGAGUAUUUAUUCAAGCUUUUAUGGUGGGCGUCGUAUUCGCUAAAUUAUCACGCCCCAAAAAGCGUGCUCAAACUUUAUUGUUCUCACGGAAUGCUGUUAUUUGCCACCGAGAUGGCGUGCCAUGUCUCAUGUUUAGAGUUGGUGAUAUGAGAAAGAGUCACAUUAUUGAAGCUCAUGUUCGUGCACAAAUAAUCAGACGAAAGGUAACGAAAGAAGGAGAGCUAUUACCAUUUUUCCAACAAGAGUUAUUAGUUGGUGCCGAUGGCUCGGAUGAUCGUCUCAUGUUUAUAUGGCCGACAUUAAUUGUACAUAGGAUAGAUGAAGAAAGUCCACUAUAUAAUUUAUCAGCUCAAGAUAUGCUAAAAGAACGUUUUGAGAUCGUAACGAUGCUCGAGGGUGUUGUUGAAUCGACAGGAAUGACAACGCAAGCGCGUAGCUCUUAUCUACCAUCAGAAAUUCUAUGGGGUCAUCGAUUCGAAUCAGUCGUUUCAUUUAAACGUGAAACAGGCGAAUAUGAAGUCGAUUACACUCUAUUUAAUAAUACGUAUGAGGUCGACACGCCAUUAUGUUCGGCAAAGGAAUUAACUGAAAUGAGAGCUGAGAGUCAGUCGCAAGGUGAAGCAGAUCAAAAUAAUUCAGCAUUUAAUAUUCAUCAUAUUCCAUCAUCAGUUUCUUUAGAAACGCCGAGUGAAAGAUCAGCAUCGAUUGAGCCGUCGAAUCACGAGCUAAAGAGCUGUCUAACUCUGAAUCUUCCAAAUGGUAACUUACCGAAUUCACGUAAGACAUCAUUCUCAUCAAUGCCAGCAACGAUUGUAACAAUACCUGAUGAUCACGAGCCUUUAACUAUACCGUCCCAAACGCAACAAGAGCCUCAAUCAAGUAGUAGAAAAUUAAGUAAAUUGUCUAUAAUAGAUCCAAUAGAUUCCAUUUGCUGACGAUAUGAUGAUCUGCUUGCAAUUUCUUUUGUUAAACAUUUUAUACAUUUAAUACUGUUCAAAGAAGUUAUUUAAAAAAAAACAUAAUUGAUAUCAAUAUUGUACAUAGGCAAAGAAACAUGAUAGAUAAGGUGAUUAUAUUUUAAAGUAAUAAAAAAAAACUGGAAAUUAUCCUAUUAUAUUUUAUAUAGAGC